GGGCGAGGGCUGAAGCUGAAGCUCGGUGUCCUGAACCUGCCAUGGCGUUGGUGGCUGUGGUGGGUCCAGCGGCUGGCGGAGACCGAGAGCGGCACCAACCCCGGCGUCUGAGGGCGCCACGCCGACCACUUUGAGACUGCGGGGCGCACAGAGACGCCGAAGCUGGCGAGCCGGGCUACAGUGUUGGGAGCUUCUCCCGGGUUGCGAAGCUCAACCCAGCCCAAGAAGAUGAAGAAGCGCAAGGAGCUCAACGCCCUCAUCGGUCUGGGCAGCGGCAGCGGAGAGCGGGGCAGCGGCAGUGGCGGCGGCGGCGGCGGCAGCCGCAAAAAGAAACACCUGCGGAAAAGUUCUUCCUCGGGCCACCGGCUCCUGCGCACCGAGUCCGCCGAGAGCAGUAGCAGCAGCUCUUCGGACCUGGAUUACGGCGAUGGCUUCGGGCUCCCAGGCACCCGUUCACGCUUCGCUAAGAGUGACUACGUGCGAUGUUGCAAGUUUUGCUACCCAUUAUGUGCUUUUGUUAUUCUGGCUGCUUGUGUGGUAGCUUGUGUUGGUUUGGUAUGGAUGCAGGUUGCGCUCAAGGAAGAUCUGGAUGUUUUAAAAGAAAGGUUUCGAACAAUGGAAUCUAAUCAAAAAUCAUCAAUCCAAGAAAUCCCUAGAUUGUCUGAAGAUCUGCUCAGUAAACAAAAGCAUCUGGAAAAGAUUGAAUCUGGAGAUAAGGGGUUAAACAAAAUAUGGGUAAACAUAACUGAAAUAAGCAAACAGAUAUCGAUCUUGGUUUCAGCAGUAAAUCACCUAAAAGCAAACAUUAAAUCUGCUUCUGAUUUGAUUAAUCUUCCUAUCACAGUAGAAGAGCUGCAGAAAAGUGUGGCUACUAUAGGUAGCACUGUAACUAGUGUUCAUCAUGAUGUUGAGACUCUGCAGGCAGCAAUUGAAGAACAUGAGAAAAGCAUAGAAACACUGAAAACUGAUAUGAGUGAAAACACAAAAGGUGUUAGAGGAAAGCAGAUGUCAGCGUCUAUUUCUCCUGUUCCUGAAGUAAAUGAAAAGAAUCUGACAGACAGCUGUAAACAGGAAAACCAGUAUCUGCAUACCUCUCUAGAGGAGGUAAACACAACUUUAAUAUUAUACCAGAAACAGAAUGAUUUGAGACUUUUCGGUAUGGAUUCCGCUGUCAACAAUUUAAGCUGGAGAGUUGCUUCGUUAGAAAAUCAUAUGGAGGGUCUGAGUAAACUGGAGAAAAAAGAAAACCUGAGUCUUUCUGUGGUGGGUGACUUAACUACCUCUGUGAAUUCAGAAAAUGAACCAAGAAAUGAAACUACUACUGCAAAUACACAAAAUCUGGAGAAAACAGAAAAUGGUGACUCCCAGGUAUCCAAACUAAGAGAGAAGCUGCAGCUGAUCAAUGAUCUGACAAGCAAGCCUGAGAGUGACACAUCUGAAGCAACUAAAAAAGGAAAACUCCAGAGUACCACAUCCAAGCCUACAAAACUUUCAAGACUUUCUUCAAGAUCAGUUGGCAAAAGUUUUGAGCAUAUUAGAUACCCAAGAGGAUUGUCCUUACCAGGAAUAUCCAGCGUAGAGGACCUUCAGGAAUUAUUCAGAAUCAGCAAUCAAGGCACCGAUGGCAAGCUCACAUACAAGGAUCUGCAAAAUCUGGUUGGGAUUACACUGCAUGAUUCACAAAGCUUUAAAGAAUUUGAUACAGAUGGAGAUGAGAAAUAUUCGUUACCAGAACUGAGAGCUGCUUUAGGUGUAUAGUAUCUCUAUUUAGAAAUUCAGUACUGAAGGACUAAAGUAGCUACUGGAACACGCCUGAUAAUUAAGAGCUACACCUGGCACUUUUCCCAAUGGUAUAUUAAUGUUUGAAACUUAGUGUACAUGUUGGCACUUCUUCAUUUGUGUUCUUUGAAAAUAUUGAAUGAUUUUUUUAAAGUUUUAUUUGUAAUAUGAGAUGUUGAUUGCUGAUUGUCAAUUCUCAGGCCCUGGUCCAGGGAAAAUUAGUUGUGCUCAAACUUGGUGAAACCAGCAGACUGCAUUAAUUGCAAAUAAUUUAUAUCCUGUUGAAAUGCAUGUAACUUAAAUGCAACUAAUUUUUGUUUGGGCCAGGCCCCCAGAAUGACAUCCUGUCAUUGUGUUGAAUGACUGGGAGCCAAGGGGUAAUUGCACCUUAAGCAAUGCUAACUCAGAGUUUUUAUUUCCCUUAUAAGGGAAACUCUUGUCUUCAAAUUUAGAAUGUGUGUGUAUAUAUUGACAAACCUGUAUUUUAUAUUUCUAAUAAAUUUGCCUUAAAAUAGCUGCACUUUAGGACAUGAACAAAAAAGAAUCUGUCUUUGUAGGAUGGAGCUUUCUAUGUGUAAAUAAUAUAGAAUAAAUUAUCCAUAUUUUGAGGAUUUGGCACAAGGUAAUAAAAUGCUUCAAUAUUAUAUGGAUAGAUAAUACUGAGAGACUGAAGAAUACAACUUUCUUCUAGAGAUUUCACUUCAAAAUGUACUCAUUCCAUUGUUGCUUGUAGACUUGUUUACGGCUUUGGCAUGUUUAAGGACAUAUUUGCAUUUUGAAAAUUUUGCCAUAGAUUUAGGACAGACCCUAAAUAAGAUUAAAACAGAAGUCCAGUUGCACCUUAAAACUUUCCCCUUAAAACUCAGAUAAAAGAAGUUCAUAUUUAUUUUAUAUUCUGAAAGAAUGUAGGAAUAGCGUUUCAAUAGUUCUUUUAAAUUUUGUACAUAAUUAUUUGGCAUUGUAACUUUAAAGAGACGGGUAAUCAUUACCAAUCAUAACUAUCACACCAAUGUAUACUGUCCUAAACAUGCACUAGGAGUUGAUUGCCUUUACUUUGGCUGAUUCCUUGUUUGAAUUUUUCUUCAUCCUCAAUGUACAUCUCAAAGGGGCAUGAGUAGCACUAAUGAGUAUCAUAAUUACUACUGUAUUGUAGUGCUUUUAUGUUUCUGCCUUUAUCAGAAACAGGAUAGGGAGAUUUACAUGGCUUCCUUGUUUAUAAACUUGGAAGGUUUGGUAUUUGAAAGCAAUUCUGCUAUUGAGGGAAGGACUAGUGGGCUAAGAUGCAGUGCGAGGCUAAACUGUAAAAGUAAACAGCACAUUAAGUGCUCUGAUAUACUGAUCAGAAAUAAAUCACAGCAAAGUAUCAAAUAUGCUUUUUUGUGAAUCUAAAUUUAAAAAUACAUCCGGAACUUUCUAGAACAUUUUAUUGACUCUAGCCUAUUACAUUGAGCAUAAUAAAUUACUGGCAAUGUAACUUAACUGCAAAGAAUUUAUCUUUUCAGUCUUUGAAAUGUAGAGGUAAUGGACAAUAACAAUGAUAAUGGUCAAGAGGACGCAGGAGUUCUGGGAGCCCUGAUAUAAUAGUGUGUAUGAUUUCCAAGUAGUGGAACAGACCUCUAAAGAUACUAAAAGAAAGGAAUUGGAAAAAUUAAAUGCCCUUCAUCAACAGUCUAGCGUUUCCUCCAAUUGCUUUCCAGCCCUAGACAUGUUGACUACCUAGUGAAGUCCUGAAAUGCAAUAUACUGCAUGAAGAUGGAAAAGCAAUCACUUUUAUGUUUUCUGUUUAAAAUACUGACCAAUUUAAAUAAAGCAAUAAAAACCAUACUAGUAUUUUUAUUUGUAUUGUGAAUGUAUUGAGGGUAUAUGUAUAUGGAAGGAUGCUUACAUCUAAUCAUCAUAUAUGGUAUAUAUAUGAAAGGAAGUUUACAUAUAAUCAUAGUAUUAAUAGUCUGAUUACUUUUGGUUUGGGAAUAUGUUUUUAUAAUUAUAGAAAAUGUCAAUAAAAAGUUAUGCCAGGCUCUUUGUUGAUUCCGAUUCUCAGUGGUUAAUGCAGUUCUCCAGCAAAACAUGCAUAAAAUCUACAAGAGUUCUGUGUGUUUAUUUAGGAAACUCAUAUGCAGUCUCUCCAGACACCUCCUUGAGGCAUCUCAGAAAAUAAAACUGUGUGCAGCCCAACUUGUGUUACCAGCAAAGGAAUCUGGGUGGUCAUGUAACAUCUGUAAGAAGUUAUGGAGCUUGUUUCAGCCACUCAGUGCACGUCAAGUGUCUGAAAGAUAAAAAUAAUUCAGCAGCCCCACAAGGAUCCAUUGUUUAUAUUAUGGUAAAGAAAUUUCCCAUAUAUGCUAAACUUUAUUUCUUUGGUUUUAAGUAAUAAGUUUCAAUGUAGCACAUGAUUUCUAGUUGGAAUUUGUAUGCAAAAAAGUAGAUCCCAUGUAAAGAGCUGAAGUUGCUGAGGCUGUAAUUUGUAGUGUUCAGAGUGUGUAGUGUUUAAUUUGGAUUGCAAGCUGAACUGUAAAUCUUUAAUAAUGGUAUAAUAAAUUGUGCUACAGGCAGCUUGUUAUUGAUAUUUGCUACUGCCACAUUACUGCUUCUGAUAAUGUGUGCAACAUAUGCCAAUGCAGUUUUCUACCACUCUGUCAAUGUCUACCCUAUUAUGGAUGGCAUUACCUGGUACAACUGGGGCCAUAUGUUGCUCCCGUGUAACUGAGACAGAGGUUAUAGAUGUUGUUGGGGCAGGCAAGUACUGUCUUACUGCAUGUAACAUGAAGGGGACUGAAAUAGUAAACUCUGGAACCAGAGCACAUGGUUAAUUGGCUCAACCAGUUUGCUAUUAUAAAAUAGACAAUAUGCCCUGAAAUAAACUAAAAGGUGUGUGUAGUAGCAUAACCACUCUGACCUCGAUAGCUCCAGGCUAGCCUGAUCUCAGAAGCUAAGCAGGACAGGCCCCAGUUAGCAUUUGGAUGGGCAACCUCCAAGGAACACCGGAGUUGUGAUGCAAAGGCAGACAAUGGCAAACCACCUCCAAACUUCUGUCUUAAAAACCCUUCAGCUGCAAUUUGACGGCACAAAAAAAGUAGCAUAACCACUACAUCGCUCAACUUGUGUAGUCAAGUUGUGCAGCAUAAACAGCCCCAGUGGGAGCAUUGCAGCACUAAAGUGCAUUGCUCUACAGCACUGUACCACUCAGAUUCAGGGCUGUGAGGCUGAGUACUAAGUGCUACAGAAUCAAUAUAAUUCUAUAGAAUAAGUGCUGAGGUACAGUACUCAGAUUUGUUGCUGGCUGCAGAUCUGUAGAGCUACAGCUCAGUAGCAUUUUUAUUCUGUGCUCAGUUUGUUGCAGAACUGUGCAGUAUGACCCUAGUGGCAUAGCACUCUGAUGGCUCAUGCGGGGUGGUUUUAGCUUUCCCCCUCUAUUUGUGCGGGAAGAAUAAAGGAGGGAGAUUGCCAAAAAUCAAUUGUUAAAAAUGCAUGCUAUUCAAUACUAUUCUGUGGCCUUUGAUGAAGGUCCUCAGGUUUCAGUCAUUUAAGGUUUCUUGCAGAAAGUUUGGUGUGAAUUAUGUAUUAUGUACUGCCAUUGAAAUGCUUCCAAUGAAGGUGGUAAACACUCUUUAAGCUAGUUAUUCCUAUGUUUCAGCAACUAUAACUGAGGCCAAAGAUAUCUGCUAAGAUGGGUCGCAUUAGUUCAAAGUUAGUAAGAUGGUAAUGUGCAACAGUAUGCAAGUAGAUUUCAUCUGAUGGUGGUAUAGGGCCAGAAUGUAACCACAAAACAGGAAUGGCUUGAACUACGUAUUUGUUUGCUGGGUUAUCCAGAAGGAGUUACUGGGGGAUGGACUGAACUGAGAGUUUAUUUUUCAGUAGAAAGAACCCCUAGAAACUAUAAGAACGCAACCUCCUAAUGUGGCUUUGAGACAUUACAACCUGGUUCCUUUCAUGUUUUCCCUUGUAGUAACAUGUCUACAAAAUAAAAUGCGGAACUAUGUUCUUAACUACUGGAUGACCUUUGGAAGCAAACGUUGGGGAUGAAUUUUGAGGAGUCUGGUCCACAGCAAUAUGGAAUUAGUCAGGUUUUAAGAAUCUUAAGUGCUAGCCUGUUCUGCAUGCGAAGCCUAGUUUUGAGCUAUACAACUUGUUUUAAAAUCUUUAGCUUUACACUGUAUAAAUAAUUUCCUUGAUGGUGACCUUCCAUAUAGAAUAACUUAAUUGCUAGCUUUAAAAAAAUUGGACUACUUUUAGGAAUGUACACAGUUCAUCUGUGUAUGAAUUUGAGUAGUGAGCUUUGCACCUGCCAUGCACUGUGAAUGUCAAAUUUAAGUAACAUCUUGUUUGGGGUAUAUUUAUCAUUUAUUUUAGUGGAUAUUUAUGAAAAGCAAUGUUUUAGCUCAUGCUGCAAACCAUGUCUUAUUUAAACUGCUGUUGCACUUGCAAUUAAGUAGCUUCAUAAAUUUAAUAUUGUCAUGCACAUGAUAAUCUUGUUUGUAUGGCUGUAUUUUUAUGGUAGAAAGUAAAUUUGUCAAAAACUAGCUGUGAUUUUUUAAUGGGCUGAAAGUAGUUUAUUAUAAAUGCUUUAAUUCCAUUGAUUAAUAAAUACAAAUUCAUAUUUAGUGAA
This is a messenger RNA of Sphaerodactylus townsendi, 6385 nucleotides long. It is a transcript of the gene EFCAB14, whose product is annotated as EF-hand calcium binding domain 14. NCBI's taxonomy places the organism in Eukaryota, Metazoa, Chordata, Lepidosauria, Squamata, Sphaerodactylidae. The transcript has 11 exons. Gene Ontology annotation, molecular function: calcium ion binding. The coding region runs from base 229 to 1758 and encodes 509 amino acids. The record is from RefSeq and is a predicted model, not a curated record.